AUGGGGAGUAAAGAAACUAGUAUUUUACCUUUGAGUAACUGUCCCCAGCUCCAGUGCUGCAGGCACAUUGUUCCGGGGCCUCUGUGGUGCUCCGAUGCCCCUCACCCACUGUCCAAGAUCCCCGGUGGGCGAGGGGCCGGCAGGGAUCCUUCUCUCUCAGCUCUAAUCUAUAAGGACGAGAAGCUCACUGUGACCCAGGACCUCCCAGUGCACGAUGGGAAACCCCACAUCGUCCACUUCCGCUACGAGGUCACCGAGGUGAAGGUCUCCUCCUGGGACGCGGUCCUCUCCAGCCAGAGCCUGUUCGUGGAAAUCCCUGAUGGGUCAUUGGCUGACGGGAGCAAAGAAGGAUUGUUGGCACUGCUGGAGUUUGCCGAAGAGAAAAUGAAAGUGAAUUAUGUCUUCAUCUGCUUCAGGAAAGGCCGUGAGGAUAGAGCUCCCCUCCUGAAGACCUUCAGCUUCUUGGGCUUUGAGAUCGUGCGUCCGGGCCACCCCUGCGUCCCCUCGCGUCCGGAUGUGAUGUUCAUGGUGUACACCCUGGACCAGAACGCCGGCGACUCCGAGGACGACUAGCCGGCAUGGAGGGUGCCGUUCGGGCCUCGAGCCGCAGCCGGAGAGGCAAGGAGGGACAGGCGGCCCUAGGGCGGAGGGAGCUCUGGGCUGCUGGGGGACGGACGCUGUGGGGCUCGGGGUGAGGGUGGGGUGGGGGGGGCUGCUGUGUUCUUGGAGUUGUUGACUCGUUGAAAUGUGUUUUCCAUAAAGAACAGUAUAAACAUAUAUUCCCAUGUAAUCACCAAUAGUAAAUGAAGAUGUUUAUGAACUGGCAUUAGAAGCUUUUUAAACCGCGCUGUGUGGUGUACUCUAGCGUAGAGGGAGGGGCCGCCCGGGCCCUCCGGAGGCCCCGGGGAAGCCCUGGCCGGCCGGCCGUUCCAUUUCCCACCCGUUGUUGGGCUUUCUUUCUUUCCUGCCUUCCUCCCUCCCUCUUUCUUUCUCGUUUUAAAACUCGUGUACGUUUCUCUCCCCUCCGCCUGUCACCCGGAGGCCCGUCCCCCCUCCUCCCCGUGCCGCGGGGAUGGGCCCGAGUUGGUUUUUGACGACACUCCACCCGGGUCCCUCGGCGGCUCUCAGCCUUCCCGGACACGGUCUGACCCUUCUUUACGGCUUAGUGCUAUUCUGGCUUUUGGUUAAGCAGGCUUAGUCUGUUCGAUGUUACCACUGCAGCGGAGCAAGGGGCAUUCACGUUCACCUUCCCUCCCCGCCGGGGGCUCGGCGUGGGGCCGGCCGUGGGUCGGUCGGUCCCCUCGGCUCUGCCGCCGGGCCCUGCUCUGUGGCGGCGGAUCCGGGGCCUCGAAGUCUCCUCCUGGAGCUGGAGGGCCGAGGGGUCGGGGGUGAGGGGCGUUCCCUCGGGAGUCGCUCCUCCGGGCCGGGCGCUACUCCGCUCUUCAGCCAGGGUGGAUCAGCUGCCAUUUAAGGCCGAUUCCCCUCUCUCACCACCGUGCUCAGAGUAGAGGCCGUCCGAGGCGUUUCCCCCCCUUCCCCCCCCCCCCCCGUGACAGCGAGAGCGGGGGUUCUCCCGGUGCCCUCCACCUUCGGCUUAUUGAACAGCUUGUUCCGCAGGGGGGCAGGUGAGGGUGGGAGCAGGGAAGCUGGACCUGGGUUGGUUUUCUGGGGGCGGGUGGCAGAGGCAGUGUGUUGUGUUACUGUGUCAAUAAACUGGUUUAAAACUG
This is a messenger RNA of Ornithorhynchus anatinus (platypus), 1727 nucleotides long. It is a transcript of the gene OAZ2, whose product is annotated as ornithine decarboxylase antizyme 2. Lineage: Eukaryota; Metazoa; Chordata; Mammalia; Monotremata; Ornithorhynchidae. Gene Ontology annotation, cellular component: cytoplasm; nucleus. Gene Ontology annotation, molecular function: ornithine decarboxylase inhibitor activity. The record is from RefSeq and is a predicted model, not a curated record. Gene Ontology annotation, biological process: positive regulation of protein catabolic process.